Molecule: messenger RNA, 4958 nt
Organism: Polypterus senegalus (gray bichir)
Lineage: Eukaryota; Metazoa; Chordata; Cladistia; Polypteriformes; Polypteridae
Gene: topbp1
Product: DNA topoisomerase II binding protein 1
Exons: 28
Coding region: 270-4829 (1519 amino acids)
Biological process (GO): DNA replication initiation; mitotic G2 DNA damage checkpoint signaling; mitotic DNA replication checkpoint signaling
Source: RefSeq, a predicted model, not a curated record
UAAAGGACCCCGAGGACAUGAACUUCCGGGUUUGUUAGCUUGAUUGUUUCCCGCCAAAGCAGAACAGUGACUACGAAGGGGAUGAAUCUAUGUGUUAUUGUUUACACGUUUUGGUCUACAUCAGUUUUUAAUCAGGAUACUUUAUUCCUACGAUAACAGCAGACUUGUUUAUAGGACCGCAGGCGGCAUUUUUUUUUUUACCCCGAAAGCUGGACAUUACAACUUCCUAACCUGCUACAAAUACAGACGGUGUCACAUUUGAAGCAAGGAUGUCAAAAGAAAUCGAUGAGAAAUUUUUUGUCAAGUUUGUGCUGGAAAAAGGAAAGCAAUUCUCUGAGUUUGCAACAAAGGCAUAUGAGGCAAUUCGGGAGUUGCAGUCUGAAGAAUGUCUCCAGAAAAUGGAUGAAGAUGAAGCACUUCAUUUAAAACAGAAUGAUAAAUCAUUGUAUAUAUUUGAGUCUUUUGGUGGAUCUGCCUUUAACCAUCUUGUAAAGAUAGGAUGCAGAAUUGUUAGCCCACUGGUGGUUCUUUUCUGCCUACAACAUCAGCGCUGUGUUCCUAAAGCAGAGCACCCUGUCUAUAACAUGACAAUGGCAGAUGUCACUAUUUCUUGUACUAGUCUAGAAAAGGAAGCACGGGAUGAAAUCAGUGAGCUAGUACAGUUAAUGGGAGGUCGUGUGUAUCGAGAUCUGAAUGUAUCUGUUACUCAUCUUAUUGCUGGUGAAGUUGGAAGCAAAAAGUACCUUGUUGCGGGUACACUGGGGAAACCAAUUCUGUUGCAGUCUUGGGUAAAAACACUCUGGGAGAAAUCACAGAACUGCCUUUUCAGAUAUACUGACCUCAGCAUGGAUGAGUACCUUUGCCCAGUAUUUCAGGGUUGUUCCAUAUGUGUGACAGGACUGUCCAACAUAGAAAGAAAAGAAGUGCAGAAACUUACCGAGAAGCAUGGCGGUCAAUAUACAGGGCAGCUGAAGAUGAAUGAAUGCACUCAUCUCAUAGUUCAGGAGCCUAAAGGUCAGAAGUAUGAAUGUGCCCUAAAAUGGAAUGUUUACUGCGUGUCCAUCCAUUGGUUUUACAACAGCAUUGACAAGGGUUUUUGCCAGGAUGAGUCAAUAUACAAAGUUGAGCCAUCAGAGAAGAAGCAGAGACCAAAUACAUCAACACCUACAGGAAGUGGAACAAAACAAAAUGGAUCUGUCUUAGGCAUGAGCCACAUUUCCAAUAUCAGUGUGAGUUGUAUUAGUGAGUCUGUUACAGCUAGCCGUCUAGAGAAUGAAGGAGAGCAACUGGACACACUUGACAUUAGUUCUUUUAAUGCUCCUGAUGAUCUUUUGGAUGGUUGCAAAAUCUAUUUAAGUGGAUUUGCUGGCAAAAAACUUGAUAAGCUAAGGAGAUUGAUUAAUGCUGGUGGUAGUGUACGAUUUAAUCAUCUUAAUGAAGAUGUUACCCAUAUUAUCAUGGCAGAGGAGAGUGAAGAAGUAAAGCAGUUUUUAAGUAGAGUGUCCCACAGACCACAUGUAGUAACAGUAAAAUGGUUAAUACAAAGCUUCAAGCAAAUGUGUCUCCUUCCAGAAGAAAAAUUCCUCCUUCCUGAGUACUUGCCUCAUGAAACUUCCACAAUUGAAUCCUCAAAUCGCGAGAUGACUUCUCAGCGUCCUGUGGAAUUAAAAACAUUGGCAGAUGAUAGUAUAAGCAUGCAGACAGCAGGAGAUGAGGACUUGUUGUCUCAGUAUGCAAGUGAUUACCCUAAAGGUCCAACCAAAGAACAGCAUAAUUUUGAAACUGGUUAUAACAAAACAGGGGCCAUCACAAUGAUGCAGUUGGAGUCAACAAGUAACACCACUAUGACUGGAGAGUAUUCCACAAUGGUAGAAGAAAGAGGACUCUUUGGUGGGAAACGUUUUCUUCUGAGAGGCUUCAGUGUGGAAGAUGAAAUUUGUAUGACAGCUCUCGUAAAAGAGAAUGGUGGAAAAAUUGUCGGAAAUCGUAGUAGAGCUGUAGCAGAUUAUGCUGUGGUACCACUGCUGGGCUGUGAAGUAGAUUCAACUGUUGGUGAUGUUGUUACUAAUACGUGGCUGGCCAUGUGUGUGGAACAGCAGCAACUAUUAGAUCUUCGCAGUAAUCCUAUGUUUAUUCCAGUGCAAGUAGUGGAAAAUUGCAUACCACUUAAGGAGUGUGUCUUAUCUGUCAGUCAGUUUGCAGGCAUGGAAAGAGAUUCUUUGGUUUAUCUGUCAGAGCUUCUUGGAGCUAAAGUGCAAGAGUUCUUUGUCCGGAAAGCAAACCAUCGAAAAGGCAUGUUGGCUAGCACCCACCUGGUUUUGAAGGAACCAGAAGGAUCAAAGUAUGAAGCUGCAAAAAAAUGGAACCUUCCAGCUGUGGCGUUAGGCUGGGUUUUAGAAUCUGCCCGUACUGGAAAAAGAGCAAAUGAGAACAAAUUUCUGGUGGAAAAUGUCAUUUCUUCAGAAAAGGAGGAGAGCUAUGUUGGUAGCACACAACCUUUGGAAGAAGUCAAAAUAACCAUGCGAUCUCCUGAAUUACCCAUUUGCCGACCCAACACACUCAAAAGCACUGUAGUGACUCCAUUGGAUAUGAAUCGGUUUCAAAGUAAGGCAUUCCACUCGGUCAUUUCUCGUCCUGCUGGUGGAAAGACUCCAACUGAAAACAGAGUAUUGCAAAAGGAGCCAUCUCUUCAGCUUGACACUCCUUCUAGAUUCUUGUGUAGAGAUCAGCUCUUCAAACCCUCAUUUGAUGUUAAGGAAGCUCUUGCUGCUCUUGAGACACCUAGAGGACUUGGACAGCAGAACAGGAAAAUAGGUACGCCACUGUCCGAGGUGAUUGGUAGAAACUUAAAGGUAGCAUUAGCCAAUAGCACACGCAACAACAUGGCAGCAGUUACUGCAAGUCCACAAUUGGCAACUCCUGAGAUAAAAGAGAAAGAGGAGAAGAAGCCACUAACUGGUGUUGUUAUUUGUGUAAGCAAGAAACUCAGCAAAAAACAAAGUGAACUAAAUGCAACCGCUGCAUCUCUAGGUGCAGAUUACAGGUGGGCCUAUGAUGACACUGUAACACACUUCAUCUACCAGGGCCGCCAGAACGACUCAAGCCGCGAGUACAAAGCUAUCAAAGACAAAGGAGUACAUAUUGUUUCUGAGCACUGGCUUUUAGCAUGCGCUGAGGAGCAAAGGUUAGUACCAGAGUCCCUAUACCCUUACACUUUUAAUCCCAAGAUGAGUCUGACUCUGAGCCAAGUGGAACCCUGCAAGAUUUCAACUAGAAGUCAACACAGUGUUCAGCGUAAAAUGGAUAAUUCAGAACUCGAUGAAGAUAAUGAGGAGUUGCUUGUAAUCCCUUUGGAAGAUGAGGGCAUAAAUAAGAAUAUUGGAAGCAGUGAAGACAUUCAUAAGCAACUUAAUAAGAAAACCAACAAUUUAAAUCUGGACAAAGGAGAUCUUACAGAAGCAUUAGAGAUACGAGAGAAUCUCCAACGACAACUUCAGGAGAUAAUGUCUGCAACAACUUUGCCCAAGGGUCGUCGUUCUUCUCUGGCUUUGACUUCUGUGGAUAAUUCAUCACGAACUCCAGACAGUGUGAGCCGAUCUAGUUUAAAUGGUCGCAGUAGGGUUUUGGAAGCUUUAAGACAAUCUCGUCAGACUGUCUUGGAAAAUACAGAGCCAUCACAGAAUGAGCAGAUUAUUUGGGAUGACCCUACAGCCAGAGAAGAGAGAGCAAGAUUAGCCAACAACCUACAGUGGCCUGGUAGCCCAUCCCAGCAUUCCGAGCCUAUGCCUCUCCUGAAACCGGAAGAUGAUCUCCAUCAGUAUAAAGACUUGCUGACAGAUUCUGAGUUGGCUGAAAUUCAAGUCUCUGAUCAGAAUGAGACAGAAAAUAAAGCUGCAAAGGCUCAAACUGAGGAGCUUGAUGGAUCAAUCUCAAAAGAGCAUGUUCCCCUUACUCCACAGGCUCCCAGUAUUGCAUUUCCUCUAGCAAAUCCUCCUGUUGCUCCACAGCCAAAGGAUCAGACAGAAGAAGAGAAUCAAGAAGAAGAACUUUUUCAGCCAAGGUUUCAACUUUCUUCUCUCAAUCCACAAGAAAGGAUUAGUUACUGUCAUCUAAUUGAAGAACUUGGAGGAAUUGUGUUAGAAAAGCAAUGCUUUGAUCCAAGUUGUACCCACAUUAUUGUGGGUCAACCAAUGAGGAAUGAGAAGUACCUGGCUGCAAUGGCAGCAGGGAAGUGGAUUUUGCAUCGGUCAUACCUGGAGGCCUGUAGAGCAGUAGGACAUUUUAUUGAGGAGAAUGACUAUGAGUGGGGUAGCAGCUGUAUACUUGAUGCCCUCUCUGGAAUCAAUAUUCAGCAGAGGAGACUGGCACUUGCUGCAAUGCGAUGGAGAAAGUGCCUCCAAAGCAAAAACAUUAAUGGAAGUAAUGGAGAGGGAGCCUUUAGUGGCUGGAAGGUUAUUUUAAUUGUUGAUCAAGCCAAAGAAGCAGGAUUCAGGCGACUUCUGCAGUCUGGUGGAGCCAAGGUGUUUCCCACGUACUCACCUUCAUUGUGUAAAGAGGCUACACAUCUUUUUGCUGAUUUUAGUAAGAUGAAGCCAGAUGAUCCCAUGGCUAUUGUGGCUGAAGCUGUUGAACAUAAAGUAAGCUGUCUUAAGCCAGAGUAUAUUGCUGACUUUCUUAUGCAGGAUCCGGUGCCACCUGUAGAAAACUACUUUCUUCCAGAAGCUCAGGAGUUCAUACAGAUUGGAGGAGAGUCCAGCAAAUCCACAACAACUCGCAAACGAAAGGGGUCUGGAGAUAUUUUAAUUAUGAAAAAGUCCAGAAUGAACUGAUUUUUUUUUUAUUUUUAAGAUUUAAUAUGUACACAAUUAUUUACUGGGUAGGAUAUGUAUAAAAUUAAUGUAAAGAUGUAUGUAUAUUUGUAAUAUUUUGUGUAGAAAAUAAACUCUUUCUGUCAUUUG